GUGCAGGUAGCUGUCUGGAGACUCUAGAAAAAGGAAAACCACUAAUAGUAGUAAUAAAUGAAAAGCUGAUGAACAACCAUCAGCUUGAACUGGCAAAACAGCUCCACAAAGAUGGGCACGUCCUCCGCUGUAAUUGCAGCACUCUUGUGGAGACACUGCGGUCGAUGGACUUGUCAACUUUGAAACCUUUUCCUCCUGGACAGCCAGAAAAGUUUGCUUUGUUCUUGGAUAAAGUUUUUGGGUUUCAAUAA
This is a messenger RNA of Pelecanus crispus (Dalmatian pelican), 251 nucleotides long. The record is from RefSeq and is a predicted model, not a curated record. Lineage: Eukaryota; Metazoa; Chordata; Aves; Pelecaniformes; Pelecanidae.